AUGAUGAACUUUCGUACAUUCUUAUUCCCUCUGUUGUUACUUAUUUUUCAAAUUCUAUUUACAUUUCUACUGGGUUUUCAUAGUGAGUAUCGAUAUUUUCCUGUUACAAAUGUCACAAACUAUGAAAACCCACCGCGUGGUUUGGUGGAAUUCUAUUAUUCCAUGUUCACGGAUAUUCACGUGAUGAUGUUCAUCGGCUUUGGAUAUUUAAUGACAUUUCUACGACGAUAUUCAUUCUCAUCGGUUGGAUUCAAUUUUAUUCUUUGCGCUUUUACAUUAGAAUGGGCAGUUAUUGUUCGCGGUUAUCUAUUCGAUUGGAAUACUACGAAUCAGAAAUUUAUUGUCGAUGUUCAAAGUUUAACAACAGCGGAUUUUGUCUCAGCAAGUAUUUUAAUAUCUAUGGGUGCGGUGUUGGGAAAAGCGAAUCCUGUUCAAUUGAUUCUCAUGGCAUUGCUGGAAGUACCAAUUCAGGUUGUCAAUGAAUAUAUCGGUUUACAUAUAUUCUGUGCGUUUGAUCCUGGUGAAUCGAUGUAUGUUCAUGUAUUUGGUGCUUAUUUCGGUUUGGCGGUUGCAUUUGUUUUGUAUCGCAGAAAUGUUGAAGAUUCUCCUCAUGAAAAAUCACGUUACACUUCCGAUAUAUUCGCAAUGGUUGGAACGAUUUUUCUCUUUUGUUUUUGGCCAUCAUUCAACGCCGGUGUCGCAACCGGUGUUACUCGUCUCUAUGCAGUAGUGAACACCUACAUCUCGAUCUGUUCCUCAGUUAUCGGUGCUUUUCUCAUGUCAAAUCUUGUCAAAAGGGGUCGAUUCGACAUGGUACAUGUUCAAAAUUCUACAUUAGCCGGCGGAGUUGCUGUCGGAACCAUUGCCGGAUCGAACAUCGGACUUCACGGUGCGAUGGUCAUCGGUACACUUGCUGGUAUGAUAUCAGUUUUAGGUUAUGAAUUUCUUACACCCAGAUUGAAACACAUUCGUAUUCAUGAUACAUGCGGAGUUCACAAUUUGCACGGUAUGCCUGGAUUUAUGUCAGGCAUCACAGGCAUUAUUGUUGCUUCGAUUAGUGAUCGUUCAGGUUAUCUAAAUCAUCUGACAGAUUCAUGUCUUGGUGGUGGUGCUUUUCGAGGUAAUAGUACUCAAUCUGGUUAUCAAGCGGCUGGUUUAGCAUUGACUCUUGGCAUGGGACUUGUCGGUGGACUUGUGACAGGUAUCAUUUUACGUCUGCCGAUCUUCUCUCAAAAAGAAAACGACUUUGACGAUGAAAUUCACUGGCAUCUACCUGAAGAUCCUCACAAACCAUUACUUCAAAAUCAUCCUUCAGCACGUUUAUAA
This is a messenger RNA of Adineta ricciae, 1326 nucleotides long. NCBI's taxonomy places the organism in Eukaryota, Metazoa, Rotifera, Eurotatoria, Adinetida, Adinetidae. The record is from the annotation of a GenBank genome assembly.